UCUCUUCGUUGCCUAGACCAGAAGAAAGCCGGGACGUGACGGAGCCGGGGGGUUCUGCUUACUGGAGGCCCGUUAAACCACUGAUAAAAACAGCUUCCUCGCAGUUUCUUCGUCGCUCAAGAGACGUUUGUGAUUUAACUUGACGCUACGUAUUUUUUCAUCUUAGAACUAAUUUCAUAAACAUGUCCUGGCAAAGCUACGUGGACAACCUGAUGGCUGAUGGCAGCUGCCAGGACGCGGCCAUUGUUGGGUACACGGACGCCAAAUACGUCUGGUCAUCGUUUGUCGGCGGUACCUUUGCCAACAUAACGCCCGAAGAAAUCGACGUGUUAAUAGGAAAGGACCGAGAGGGAUUCUUCACCAGUGGGCUGACCUUAGGCAAUAAAAAGUGCUCCGUAAUCAGAGACAGCCUCUCCAUUGACAGCGACUGGACAAUGGACAUCCGGACAAAGAGCCAAGGAGGAGAGCCAACAUACAAUGUUUCUGUAGGCAGAGCUGGCAAAGCAUUGGUUUUUGUCAUGGGGAAGGAAGGUGUCCAUGGAGGGCAGCUCAACAAGAAAGCAUUUCAGAUGGCUGAUUACCUGAGGAAGUCUGGAUACUAAAGCAGCCUGUACCCAGCCACCUAGCAGCUCACCCUUACCACCCUGUUGCAUUUCACACUGCUUCCAGUCCUAGUUGGUAGUUACUUUGUUUUUCUUUUUCUGCCUUCCCGCCUCCCCAUUUGUUAUCCCAUGUUUGUUGUCAUCUUCCCCUAACCCGUCCUCUUCCCUCAACACACUUGGGCUGUGUACUCUUACCCCCUUAAGCACUAUAAGUUGAUCCAUAGCAAAGAUGAGCAUGUUGCUAACAGGAUGUCAUGACAAAUCUGUACUUAACCAAGACCAGCAAAAAAAACUCUGGCCAAACACCUGGACAAUGAAGGCUAUAGCGUCAAUUUGAAGUAGAUAUUUCUUUGUUUUCUCUCUGUCAUGGUGCCCAUUACUAAAUCCGCCCCCAAACCUGAUCAUACACACUCCCUCCCUGAGCAGCCGAUGCCUUUGGAGCACUUGAGCGCUAACCAAGCUCAUCAUGUCUUCCUCUUCUAUUUCCCCCAUCGUGUCCGGGAGGACAGACUGUGUGCAUAUCUCGGUCCGUUGUCGUUUCCCCUCUCACAUCCACCACUACCCCCCUCCACACUCCCCCCUGCCAAAAUUUUCAGUUCCCCCCAUUUCCCCAUCCUGUUUGCUCAAAGCAGGCAACAAUACAAACCUCACAGGAGACUUGCAUCUUCAUUGAACACGCCAUCCAACCAGUCCCUAACUCCUCUCCUUUCAGAUUCACUCUUCUGUCCUGACUACAUUUUAUUAAGAGGGGGUAGCGUGUGUGUGUGUUGGGGGGCGGUGCUUGGAUUGGCUCAGUUAAUCAUCAUGAGCCUGAGUUGCGAGCGCUGGUGUCGGCCAGGUGCUGGUAGCCUCUCCUCCCGUCAUCACAACCUCCCCGACUACACGAAAACCCACGGACAUUCCACAGUAACAAUGGCUCAGGCACUUAAUACUGUUUUUGUUUGCCACCUCCUGUAAUAUAUAUAUAUUUUUUCUUUUUGUUUUUCAAAGGCUGCCAUUUUUGGACAGUAGAAAUCCCAGCAUAUAACCAUCUGAAGUUUGAAUUUUUUUUCUUUUUAUAGGACCAAGUGUAGUCGAAGCUCGGGUGUUUAUACUAUUGCUCUAAAUCAUGUGAAGGAUGACUGCUAACUUUUUUCUGAUGAUGGAAAGUCUAACCACACAGUAAUGCUUACUAUGGUUAAAAAUUAAGACGCUACAGGGGAGGUAAGGGUGGGAGUAUCUGAAUUUUUUUUUCGUUGUUUAGAAAACAAAACAACUGCUUUGUACAAACCCAUGCUGUGUUGACAACUACAAAACUGUGGAAUAAAUUGCCUUCUACUCUAUAGUCAGCUGAGCUCUGGGGUAUCACACGGUCUGUCCACGCUCAGUACUGCUAACUGUAACGUCCAACUGAGGAAAAAAAAAACCUUUCAAAAGUAGAAAUGACACUCAAUGGGAGAUGGGAUUGGUUGGAACAAAAACACUUAUGGUUGUCUUGUCGAAACUUAACUGCAGAACCUGUGUAUCCUGUGCCAUAAUAUAGAGAGAUCUGUUGCUGUUCUAAGAUGGAUUUUACCCACUGUCCACUAAGUCAUUUCAUUGGCACUUUUUUUCUUUUAGCUUCAGCUCCACUGUUUAGGCCUUGUGGGAUAUGUGUACUCAUAAAAAACCCGUUUCAAGUCCUGUUGACUUAUGUUCAUUUCCUUUUCCUCACCACUUUUUUUCUUACAUCUGGGAUACAGUCUCUUUAAUGCAUCUGAUUUCAUAUGCAUAAAACCAAGAAAUGCCAUAAAUUGAUUUAUCACCUUGUUUACAGACAGAUCAAAUAAAUUUAUUCCAACCA
This is a messenger RNA of Chelmon rostratus (copperband butterflyfish), 2424 nucleotides long. Its product is annotated as profilin-2-like. Gene Ontology annotation, biological process: actin cytoskeleton organization; regulation of actin filament polymerization; positive regulation of actin filament bundle assembly. Gene Ontology annotation, molecular function: actin binding. The transcript is spliced from 3 exons. Gene Ontology annotation, cellular component: cytoplasm. The record is from RefSeq and is a predicted model, not a curated record. The coding region runs from base 183 to 602 and encodes 139 amino acids. Lineage: Eukaryota; Metazoa; Chordata; Actinopteri; Chaetodontiformes; Chaetodontidae.